Molecule: messenger RNA, 7205 nt
Organism: Topomyia yanbarensis
Lineage: Eukaryota; Metazoa; Arthropoda; Insecta; Diptera; Culicidae
Gene: rols
Product: protein TANC2
Exons: 10
Coding region: 1812-6656 (1614 amino acids)
Molecular function (GO): protein binding
Source: RefSeq, a predicted model, not a curated record
GGUGGGUUCAGUUCAGUCGCAGCCACCGAUCGCUUCGGAUGUGUUAAAGGAAGUCGGUUAAUACAGACGUCAGGCUUUGUGGUUUUAUGUUUUUUCUUAUAUUGGCUAUUUUUUCUGUACUCUUGAGGACCAUAAAGCAUACCGGUUUCUGCUGCUUUGUGAAUGUCUAUUUUUGUGCGAAUACAGUUUUUUUGCUGCUUUGGCUGUUUAUUUUGCUUCGUUCGGGCGGAUAGUGUUGAUGGAAACCUGUGAGUUCUAACCCGGAAUAUUGAUGAAGCGUGAAGUUGCAGCACGAUAACAGUGCCACCAGGUCGCGUGUGCUGGUGGAAAAGACGUCGCUGUGAAUCAUAAUUUGGUGAUCUCACGGUACAAAACUGCCAGCCUGCUGAAAAACGACGGUAGGUUAGAUGUUUGCGGAACUGUUUACUUGUGUUUGAAGGUGCAUCGGAUGUUGGUACCCUUACGUUGGCUAAAGAUAGCAGCCGUAUGUGGACCGCUGCUGAUAACGCAGAGAGUGUGGUGUUUUGAAGUGAGAGAUAGUUGGCCGGAGUAAUGUGACGUUGGCUGAUGAAGCAAUCAGACCUAGUUUCGUGGAAAAUACUCGACUGUGAAUUUCAACGUGGUGCGUGGUCUCAACGAUAAUUUACACGAGUGAAGCCUCGCACACAGCCCAAUGGCGAUGAUGGAUGUAUGUUUCAGUUGAAUAAUGGAGCCUACAAGUUCAGAGUUCUGCCGUAAUAUGUGAAUGAAAGAUGAAUAAAAAUGAGCAUGCGAUGUAGGAAGUGAGUACUUUCAUGAAUUCAAUACAUUCGGAAGAUGUGAAAUGAAAAAAAAAACACGAAACAUAAACAGUGAUGUGGAAUAAAUGAAGUUUCUUCUUCGUUUCGAGAAUGUAGGUCUUGGACUAACAAAGGAUCUUCUCGAAGCGCAAUUAAAAUGUGAAAUGUCCAUAAAAGAAUCGGUAGUGGCUGUUUGUGCGGUGACCAUCAUCAUCAGCGUUUAAUACCGCCGGCAGUAACGUUAUCCAAGCAACAAAAGUAGGUGUGGGUAGCCGUAUGUUCCAUUCGUCUUUAAUUAUAAAACAUAAUUUAUGUACCUGUGCCGGUACACCUUGUAGAAUUACGUUGCACUUCUUCAAGUAUAAAAAGUGCCUGGAAAGCGGUUCGAGGCACGUUGAAAGGAAGUUCUCUUUGUACUCACUCAUGUUGUACUGAUUCUUCUUUGCUGCUAUACCUCAUGGGAUCACCCUUACAUAAUUCUAAAGUGCAUAUCUCAGUCGACCAUUUAUGAUACCAAAAGCCGCAAGUGUGAGUGCAACGAUAUAUUUUCGAAUAAUAAAACGAAACGACGGCAAAACAAAAGACUUCGAUAACGCUACAAACGAAGAUAGCAACAAGAAUAAGCUGUGAAACAUUACAUUGCGCAGAAGAAACGAAAACAGAAAUAAAUGAUAAUGAUAAUUCCCGGUAGAGAUGUUAAGAUCAUAGCCAUACAAGAAGCAUACGAAUAAUUAGUACACAAGGGUGGAAGAAAACGAAGAUGCUUAUUUGUGAUUGCAUAUUACAGCAGGUAAUUUAAGCACCUUAAUCGACAAACUUCAUAGGGCUAAUCAGAUUCGUGCACAUUUGCUAGCCAAUAGUGAAAAAAAUAAUUAUUCUAUCAACUCAACCGACUACAUGCCUGUGAAGCGUAGCGAUCGUGUGCUUCUCACCGUGCUAUCAACGGUGACAGUGAAUAGUGUGCUAGUAGUGAAGUUGAUAACUGAUUGUUGCUAGUUCGAUGCUAAUGAGCUAAAAUCAAACAUUCUGGCAAUGCCUAUCACUACUACGAAAACUGCAAGCGCAAGUGCAUCCAACGGAAGAGAUUCAUCUACGACUACUGUAACUCCCAGGGAUAGUUUUCUACCGUCUGGGGGCGGCACAGUUGCGAAAAAUAUUCCCAAUGUCGAUGCACCCUCGAUAUUGAAUGCCAGCGGACGAACCGGACGACCAGGAAGUGGUCUUAGCUUGAGCGUACUAGAUUUGGCAGCAAUUCGUAAAAUUUUGGAAAAUGAAACCGGUGGCGCACUCUGUCCGAGCUGUCAGAUGCCCUUUGAUAAGGGUAAAAAGAGGAAGUUGAUAGAUACUUGCGGACACGAACGAUGCUACUCCUGCAUGUUUCGGAAUGAAAUUUGCCCGAUCUGCCACCCGACCACACAGCAGGAUAUUGAUCAUGACAUAGUUUCUAGAAAUGGUGCCUACUUAAGCAGAAAAAUGCAUGACUACGACCCUGGUAUUGGAAGUACUGCAACGCUGCUGAGUCCAUUAGCAUCUCCGCAACCGGUGUGCCGAUCGCAGGCUAAACUCGGCGGGCAUCUUUUGUCGACGUAUCAGACUCCAAGUGAUCUCAUGUCAUCGGAUGUGUAUAAGCUAAAAGAACGGCCACCAAGAUGUCCUUCCGGAACUAGUAAGCCGGAGUCCCAUUACGCCAGCAUAUCUAACACUACUUUUGGACUCGGAAUGAAACCCUCGCAAAGAAGUGGACUUAACAGCAGUAGUGAGAUUUCAUCCAGUGCAUGUGCAACCCCACCGCAAAACCGAAGACGUUUGUUUAGUCCGAAGAACCUGCGGAGUCCGUUCGGUUAUCGUAGGAAUAAUAACGCAACCGACAACUCAACGCUGUCUGGCUUAGCGUCUUUAUUGAAUCCAGCAACCUACCACCGAGCAGCAACCGCAGGAAGCAGCAACUUACGAUCACCAGUCGCGUCACCAACUGCAGAAACAGCAACAGCAGCAGCAGCAACGGUCAACAAAAGGCAACGGAACGCUAAUGAUAGCAAUAAAUUUCAUCGUCUCAGCUUAGGCACCGCGUCGAUGGUUUUCGGCAAAAUCAAAUCCCUGUGGUCAGCGCAAACGUCAACGGCCAACGCUGGACUGAAUCAAUUAGCAGAUGACGAAGGUGGAAACGUAAAACCUAUAUUGCUCAACUCGAAAUCAAAGUCAUCCCAAGAUGAGCUGCAGCUGCGGCUCGGAUUCUUCCUUGAGAAUAAUCCACGCCGAAACAUGCGCGUCCCAGUUCAAUCCUGCAGUUCGCUCACCUCGACCAACACAAGCCCAGUCUCAACGCUGACGGGAUCCUCCGAAGCGGAUGUCUCUCGAACGUUGCAACUACAAGAGCCCAAUCACUACAACGUUGGAUGUGAUUCCAUCGGUUCCAUGAUGUCCGUUUCUAUAUCGGAGCAAAGCAAUGCCUCGUCGAGUCCGCUGAGUAGGAGACAUUCAGUUACUACGUCUCAAAGUGGUGGGAAUGUGGAUGACCUAACACUAUUCAAAACUCGAAAAACUACAGUACGAAGAUCUGCCCGGUCCGGGCAUAUCAAGGGACCAAUAGAUCCAAAAAUUCGCUUUGCACAGUACCGCCAACAGCAACAACUGACGCUGAAACCGCUCUUCUUCGAAGUGCCUAACCAAGAACCCGACCCAUUGUUCGUCGGUCGCCACUGGCUAGUACGAGAACUUGCCAAUGCGGUUCAGUCGACUGAUUCACCGGGAAUCCUAUUAAGUGGUAAUCUCGGAACGGGGAAAACAGCGCUUCUGUUACAGCUAGUAGAAUACUCCUGUUUCGGAAGACGCAAAGAAAUGCCAAUUCAAGAAAAUGAUGGAAUCUACUGUCAGAUUAACGUAGCGCACGACCGAUUGCGUAGUUUGGCCUCACACGUGGUAGCUUAUCACUUUUGUCAAGCAGACAACAAUUCCACCUGCCUUAUACCAGAUUUUAUUCAUUCUUUGGCAGCUCAGCUAUGCCAAGCGCCUCAACUCUCUGCCUAUCAUGAAUUUUUGCUAGGAGAGCAAGCGCUUCAGAAUGUACUAAGCGUCAAGGAAUGUAUUGCUGAUCCAGAACGAGCUAUGAUUAUGGGUAUACUGGAGCCCCUUUCUGCGUUGCGCAGGGUUGGCAAAAUUGCUCCGAAAAAUUGCGUCAUUCUCAUCGAUGCUUUGUGUGAAGCGGAGUAUCACCGACCAGAUCAUGGUGAUACUAUAGCAUCAUUCUUGCAAAAAAUGACUGAACAUUUUCCUUCGUGGCUCAAGGUGAUUGCUACCAUUCGUACACAAAUGCUGGAGUUUACCAAAGGAUUGGCCUACACAAAAAUGAGCCUCGAUAGCUGGAAUAGCAAUGAAAGUUUACAAAAGGACAUUCUCGAGUACAUCACAUUCCGCAUAAAUCAGAGUUCCAGCAUUCAGCAUAACAUUGCUGGCGGCAAAGAGAUCAUCAAUACAAGUUUACAUUUCAAAUUCGCUCAGUACUUGCUCACAUUAACAAAAGGUUCCUUUCUUUACGCCAAACUAACGCUGGAUCUAAUCGAGCGUGGCAGCUUGGUGAUUAAAUCGAGCAGCUUCAAGGUGCUCCCAGUAUCACUGGCUCAAAUCUUUCUACUUAACUUCAACCUGCGAUUUCCCACCGCAACUGCCUAUGAUAGGAUCUCAAGUAUACUGAGCGUUUGCCUGGCGGCUCUAUAUCCAUUAACGUUGGCUGAGAUUUUCUACUCAGUCAACGUCUUGAUUGUGGAAGGCGAAGGAGGCGAGCAUAUUGACCGAGACGAGUUUCUAUGCAGAUUCAAAACACUCACCGGAUUUCUAAUUAAACGGAUCGAUAAUACGUACAUGUUCUUCCAUCCAUCCUUUAGGGAAUGGUUAAUCAAACGAGAUGAUGGGGAAAGUUCCAAGUUUCUUUGUGAUCUCAGAAAUGGACAUGCCGGAAUAGCAUUGCGGUACUCAAGGCUACAAGUUCCUCUUGAUCCUGAACAGGCUCUGGAACUUGGACAUCAUAUCUUGAAAGCUCAUCUCUACCGUUCUGCACCACAGCACCAAUCGCCGAGAGAUCUGCAAGCAUUCUGGGUAGCUUCGGUGACGUCCUGUGUAUCGUCUGCUCUUUGCACGUUAAGGAAUGUAUACAACCCUAAUAUCAAAGUGUCAAGACUGCUACUCCUUGCCGGUGCAUCACCUGAUCAUGCAACAAGUUUUCUCGGAAACGCACCUAUUCUUUGUAUAGCCGCCCAUGAAGGAAUAGUACCAAUGGUGAGCCUACUAUUGGAAUUUGGAGCCAAUGUUGAAAAAGUCAACAGUCAGGGGUGUACUCCGCUAAUUUUAGCUUCUGCCAAGGGACAUUGCGAUGUAGUUCGACAGUUGGUCGCCGCUGGCAGUGCUUUAGGGCAGACAGAUACCUCUCAACGCUGUGCUCUGGUUCACGCCGCCGUAACCGGAAAACUCAAAGUGGUAAAGUACCUCGUCGCAUGUGACUGGAAUGCCAGGCCUGAUAGCAGCGACGUGACGCUGGAACAAGCAGCUCAACAAGCACUAAUAGCAGCUUCUGGACACGGUAAUACGGAAAUUGUCGAGGAUUUCCUAGAUAUGGGUGAAGUACAUAUCAAUCGGUUGGACAUCAUUACUGGAGAAACUGCCCUCACCACUGCAUGUGCAAAUGGGCACACAGAAACGGUUUCGAUUUUGCUUAGCCGGGGAGCUGCAACAGACAUGAGAAAUAGAAAAGAUCAGUCACCACUAUUGAUAUCUGUCAAAGAAGGGCAUUGGGCAAUCGUCGAACGAUUACUGCAGAAUCAAACCGAUGUUGAACAGACAGAUUACAAUGGAAAAACUGCGCUAAUGGUUGCCGCUGAAGAGGGACAUGUUGGUAUUAUAGAACUAUUGCUCAACAGAGGGGCUAUGCUAAGCACGCAGGACAAGGAUGGUUUAACGGCACUCAGCUGGGCAUGUCUCCGAGGAAAACAGCAAGCUGCCAAGUGCCUAUUGGAACGAAAUGCAGAUAGACAGCAUGCUGAUAGUACGGGACGAACACCGUUGGAUUUAGCAGCGUACCAAGGAUCGGCAGCGUUGGUACAAAUGUUGCUCGACCAUGGUGCACAAAUUGAACACGUAGACGUCAACGGGAUGCGUCCUCUGGACCGUGCAAUAGCAUGCCGAAAUGUUCAGGUGGUACAAGUAUUUCUGAAACGCGGAGCAAAACUGGGUCCCGCUACCUGGGCAAUGGCCAAUGGCAAAUCAGAAAUAAUGCUCAUACUUUUGAAUAAACUGCUAGAGGACGGAAAUACUUUGUAUCGUAAGAACCGUCUGCAAGAAGCUUCCCAUCGCUACCAAUACGCACUGAAGAAAAUUCCCGCAACACACACCGUGAGCAAUAAUGGCAAUACUCCUGAAACGAUUUGUGCUGCCGAUGCUAACAACAACUCUGCCAAUAGCGCAACGUUUCAACAGUUAAAGUUCAAUUUUUUACUGAACCUUUCCCGUUGCAAGAGGAAAAUGGAUGAUGCAGCAGAAGCUAUCGAACUAGCGGCGCAAGCAAUUGAAAUCAAACCGAACGCUUAUGAUGGAUACUAUGCUCGUUCCAAAGCACUCAUGGAACAUGGAAAAUAUGGAGAGGCACUUAGGGAUGCAGGCGUUGCGUUGACGAAAUCACAUUCAGCAUCACUGGAAAUACGCGAGACGUUAACACGGCUGCACAGUGAUCUAAAGAAGCGACACAUGCAUGCAAUGACCGACAUCAACAAUUCGGGACUUAUGAGUGGAGUAGGACUAGUGGACGGAACUGGUAGUAGUACAAGAUCUAGCUCCGUCCACAGUAGCCGAUCAAUCGCUGAGUCCAUGGAUAUAAUCACGGACUUAUAAAUGUAUGUUUUGUAGACAAUAAGCAAUAAGGAAUAUGGUAAACAAAAACGUAAAACCGAAAAAGACUAAAGCAAACGAUCAUUCGCAAUGCAAUAUGCGCCUUAAUAGUGCUGUAGCUUCCUCUAGGAUAAUGUUUUCAGUUAAAUUCUCUUAAACGACUACUUGAAUGCACUGAAAGUGCAGCUUACUACAGUAACGAGUAAUUCCUUAGAACAAAAAAAUAGUGUGCAACAUGUUUAGAAUAGUUGCAAAUAUUUAAAACCGUUUUUAAACUUAAAUAUUAAACUUCACUUAAAUUAUUCACAUGUUCUCGGCGACCUCAAAGUUCGUUGCAUAUUUCGUAUGCGAACAAUGCAUUUUUUUCUGUAAAUAAAUCAAACGAUUUUCAACAUCUUAUAUGCAGUAGAUUAUGAUUAUUACUAUUUAUCAUGCAUGUUAACACAACUUUAAAGGCAAUUUCAAGUUUCCGAUAACUUCUAGUUUAGAGGUAAAUUAUUUUUGUGUAAAUGAUUUUUUGACUGUAUCAGAAAAACUCCAGAAUAAAACUUA